UUUAAGUCUUUGGGUUUCUUUUGGUUGUUUUUGUAUGGCUGCAUUUCUUCUUUUCUUUUAAAAAUGGGAAAUAAACGUAAAAAUCAAACAGAAAUUGAAGAGGAAACGAAAAAGCUGAAAAUUUGUGAAAAUAAAAAAGAAAAUGUAGAAAUUUGUAAAAGAGUGCCUCCACAUCCAAUUUGGGCCGCAAAUGAUGUUUGUGUGACUAGAAAAACCCAUUUAAUCGCUCAAUUAAAAAAAUGCAAACAUCUAUUGGACAGAAAAUUCGAUUUUGUAAAAAUUCAUGCAUUGGGCAAAGCGAUCAACCAAGCAUUAUGUUUAGCUCUAAAAAUCGAGGAAGAAAUGCAUAAUUCAAUUAGUGUUAACAUUUUGACUGGGACUGUUGAGGUAACAGACGAUUUAAUUUCUUUGUUGGAUGCGGAUGAUAUGAAUAUUAAACAACGUCAAGUUUCUGCUGUUAAAAUUUUGUCAUUUAUCCGCCUUUCUCUUCAACAUUUUACAAGAACAAAAUCCACCUUUUCAACCUCCCCAGCCCCACAAAUAGCAAUUAUUGGCUCUGGACCUUCAGGCCUUUAUGUUUGUUCUAGAUUACUUCAAAGAUUUGAAAAUUGUUUUAUUGAUAUUUUUGACAAAGCACAGGCACCUUUUGGAUUGAUAUAUUAUGGAGUAGCUCCAGACCACUUUGAUAUGAAAAAAAGUAUGACUGGAUUUGAAAAAAUGUUUGAAGAAAAUAGGGAAAGAUUGGAACUUUUUUGUAAUGUGGAUGCUAAUAAAGAUGUUAAUUUUGAGGAAUUAUGUUCUACUUAUGAUGCUGUUGUUUUAGCCUAUGGAGCUAAUAAACCGAGAAAAUUGGGAUUGGAAAAUGAAUAUGGAAAUAAUUGCUUUUCUGGGGGAGAAUUUGUUUCUUGGUACAAUGGAAUGUCCCAACAAUACAUAAAAAAUAUACCAAGAUUGGAUACAGGAAGUAAUGCAGUAGUUAUAGGAAAUGGAAAUGUAGCAAUUGAUUGUUCUCGAAUUUUGCUUUCUUCUCCAGAAAGAUUAAAACAAACAGAUAUAACAGAAAAUGCUUUGAAUGCUUUGAGAAAGUCAAAAAUUAAAAAUGUUUAUAUUAUUGGAAGGAGAGGGCCUAAAGAGAUUUCCUUUACAAUAAAAGAAUUGAGAGAAUUAUUAAAUUUAGAAGGUGUCAAUUCUCAUUGUUUAAUAGAUUCAAAUUUAAAAGAAAAAUUGGAACAAGAAUUAAAUUUAAUGGAAAGACCUAGAAGAAGAAUUGUUGAAUUAAUGCUGAAUUUUGCUGAAGAAAAAAGGCCCACUCCAAAUCAAAAAUCAUUAAAAUUGCUAUUUAAUUCUCGUCCAACAAAAGUUGAAUUAAAUAACAAAAAUGACUCAAUAAAUGCUUUAUAUAUUCAAAACAAUUUGGAUAAUUUAAUAGAAAAAAUUGAAUGUUCUCUGUUAAUUGUAGCUAUUGGAUUUGAAAAUAUUUUAUUAAAUGGAUUACCUAAAAAUGAAAAUGGACAAUUAAAAAUGAUUGAUUGGUGUAGAGUACCUAAUGAAAAUUCUUUGGUUUAUGCAACCGGUUGGUGUUCCCACGCCGCUAGAGGCCUAAUUGCUGAUAGUCAACAACAGGCAUAUUCUGUGGCUGACCAAAUCUUUGAAGAUUUAAAUAAAAUAAAUUCUACAAAAAAUUCUAUCGAAAAAAUGUCUGCUAGAACCCAAAUUGAACAGAAACUUUGCUCUAGAGGCGUAGAAUUCAUUAAUUGGUAA
Molecule: messenger RNA, 1761 nt
Organism: Meloidogyne enterolobii
Lineage: Eukaryota; Metazoa; Nematoda; Chromadorea; Rhabditida; Meloidogynidae
Source: the annotation of a GenBank genome assembly